GGUUUUCGUAGUUUCUGAGCUCUAGUGACAUGUUCAGUACGUCAAAUGGGCGGCAGUGCACUCCUAAUGGCGUCUUUGUAGUUUAAUGAGCUGUUUGGUAGGGUGACAAAGGAGUGCUAAAAAACUUAAAAAACAUUAAGGCACUGUAUACCAGAUAAGGAGAACCAUUACUGUUUUGAAAAGGUUUAUUAUGCGCUGUGAUGGUUUUCAUUUCGCCUAGUUUGUAAAUGUGCACACUACAUUAAAGUGAAUGGCCAGAUAUGUCUAAAUGCGCAUCGCCAAAUGUGGAUGAUCUUCCUGAAGAUGAGAGUAAGGGAGCAACCCCUAAUGAUAAUCAUCAUAUUAGAUACACAUUGGAACAGCUCUUAAAUCUCGGUGAUUUGCCACUUUCAAACCGUCGUCCCGACUGUUUCGACGAAUUACCCCCCUCAGGUGGUGGUAUUCGUAUUCCUUGGAGAAGACCCGCUGAAUCUGUGCGGCAAGAUGAUGAUAAGCUAUCACGAUUGGACAAGCGCCGUGAACGAGUUCGGAAAUUUCAGGAAAUUGUACUUUCUCCACAACGGCGUUCUUUUAAUAUGGGCUGUCAUAUGCCACCUCCGCCGCCUACUACACAACCUACGACAUCACUCGUACCGCCUUUCGGACGUGACCGUGAUGGUACACGUGAUCGGCGUAUUGGCAGUGGUCGAAUCGUGACAAGAGAUGUGUCAUGGGACUAUAAACCAGACACUACAGAGUCGGAAGGGCUUUCUUUUCGAAAUGGUGCAUCAUUCCUACGAUCUGAGCGCGAUGUAAAUGUAAGCAGGGAUGAAUGGUUGGAACGAAAAGGCACUUAUUCAGCACGCUUAAGCGCUCAUGAACAGACGAGAUCUCGCGGCGGAAGCGUGAGGCGAAAUUUUCGUGAAUAUGAUGUUGAACCUGAAUGGUUUAGCAGCGGACCUACAUCACAGUUUGACACAAUUGAGCUUCGUGGGUUCGAAGAAAUUCUUCCAUCUUCUAUUAUCACAGAAUCUGACUUACAAACGAUACCUGCAAGCCCAAAAGCGGAGACUCCGCCGUCCGACAGUAAUAAUAAUGCCGCUGAAAAGGAGACAGCACGUUCGAUUGAUGAAACCCAUGAGUUUAAUUUCGACGAGUACCUCCAGCUUGAUGCAGACUUUCUCACUGAUCAGUGCCCAGAUGGUGGAUCACGGUUUAGUCAAUGGUUCCAGCGACGUACUCCUGAUUGUUCUAUGGGAGAAAUUGCGAACAGUAGACGGUCAUCGAUCAUUGAUGAGCUAGAGAAUAUAAUGAAUGAGAGUAUGAGUCCGGAUCUUUUGGACGGAAAUAGCAAUGAAUUUUUUGCACCUAUUUCGCCAGCCAAUGAUAGUGAGGUAUCAAAGAGUGUAAUGGAUUUUCUUCACACAGCGCGAAUAGGUACUUCAUCACAACCUCGCGCACCACCCAAGCAAUUACCAACCGCCCAUAAAAUACUAAAUGUGAAUGAAAUUGAAGCUUCAAUGCGUGAGUGUGGUGUUGAGUCAAAAAACAGACACACUUUGAUCCCAACAAAGGAAAAGAUAGAAUUGGAUGUAUUUAAAAAAUUUGUGGCUAAUAUGCCAAAUGAACAACUAGUUGGCGGUAUUGAUGACAAGGGUAAAGGGAGAUUUGCAGCAGCACGGAGAGCUACUACAAACAAUUACUUGGAUCUUGUGCAGAAAGUAAUCUUCCAUGGAUCAACGCAAACAAACAGGCAGGAGUUGCUUAAUACACCCGAGGCCAGGGAGUUCUUAAGAGGUCUUGUACGAGGUGAAUUGUCAAUUCAUAGUCUUUUGCGUCAUCUUCGAAUGGCAAUGCCAGGACGGGAGCAGGAAAUCAUAGUAGCUGUUCUGUGGCAGUUCGAUAAGUCCUCUAGAGCUGAAGUCGCAGCUAAACUUCUGCAACCUCCACGUUCAACUGCGUCAAUCAUGUUGCCACCACCACAUUCACCACAGAUUGCACCACCGGAGCCUCAUAUUGUGUUUCCACCGUCUACGCAAACGACAUCAACUAGUGUUCAGAAGCUCUCUGUAUCACCACUGCCAAAUGCAAAUGCUGUCGUUAACACCGGUGUUGGACCGAGUCCAAUAGCUCUUCAUAUUCCAGCGAUUCCUCAGCGAAUUCCUUCGCCACGCGAAUUACAAUUUCACACGCAAUCUAUUAUGCAGAAUGCAUUGAUCCGAAAAAAAUUAGAAGAGCAAUUGGAGAACUAUAGGAAGCGUCAAGAGAUAGCUCUUCAUACGUCACAGGAUGGCCAUGUGUCUCCAGCGAGGCGUCUCAAGCCUCAAAAUCAAGCAGAUCCUAUACCCACGCCUCUUGCUUUCACACCUACAUCAGUUUUGCGUAAGAUGACAGCAGACAAGGAUAUUGAAACGUCACAGUCUAAGGAUACGACCAUGUUAAUCAACCAUAUGCCCCAACAUCAACGACAUGACGUGUCUAUCUGUCCAGAUCGUACAAUGGUGUCAUCUAUUGUAGGAGUACCACCUAAAGGGCGCGCUAUUGUUAAGGGUGGACAACAGAUGCUGUACGCUUCGAGCAUUGAAAUGCAACAAAUCCAGCAGUAUCAAACACAACAGCGACCCCGCGCUCUACCACCACCUACAGGCACAUUCAAUAAUUUUGCUCAGCAGCACUUUACGCAACAACAGCAGCAACGCCACCAUCGUCCUCGUCAUCAGUUUGAAACUACACUUUAUAAUCAACAAAUGACACGACCUCGGCUGCCAAUUGAAUUUGUUCAAGCUGCUACCGAUCAACGGACAGUGGUAAACUUUAAACGCGAUGGAAAUAUGUCACCAACUAGUAAUCAGCUGGCCAGAUGGUUUUCUCCUGAGUUACUAGCACAAGCGUCUGCAGGCAAGCUACCAUCAUUAGGAGUAGGACAAGCUCUCAGUUUAGAGGAAUUUGAGCGUAGUAUGCAACAUUCUUCUACAACAGUCCACAACUGAAAUGUACGUUCAUGCUUUUUCUCCUCUAAACUCAUUACAUCUCAAAGAGUGUAAUAAUUAUGGUGCGAGAAAUAAUAGAAGUGGCGAAUAAUAAGGAAA
Molecule: messenger RNA, 3068 nt
Organism: Phlebotomus argentipes
Lineage: Eukaryota; Metazoa; Arthropoda; Insecta; Diptera; Psychodidae
Product: eukaryotic translation initiation factor 4E transporter
Exons: 9
Coding region: 261-2969 (902 amino acids)
Biological process (GO): negative regulation of translation
Cellular component (GO): nucleus; cytoplasm
Molecular function (GO): mRNA binding
Source: RefSeq, a predicted model, not a curated record